Messenger RNA from Seriola aureovittata, 4976 nucleotides. RefSeq names its product G patch domain-containing protein 2-like. NCBI's taxonomy places the organism in Eukaryota, Metazoa, Chordata, Actinopteri, Carangiformes, Carangidae. The record is from RefSeq and is a predicted model, not a curated record. The transcript has 10 exons. Bases 152 to 1540 code for a protein of 462 amino acids.
UCUGCGGCGAACAUUGCGGUGCUGUGGCGGGCUGUUUUUGCCGAAGAGUCACAGCGAGGCGGAGUCACCUGAUUGGCUGGACAGAAGGGCGGAAGUGCGUGUGGCGUCCCAGCUGUGCUGAAAACAAAACAAGACAAGCUGCGACUGCACCAUGAUGGAUGAGUUGGUGCAGGACCUGGUGUCUGCGCUGGAGCAGACCUCGGAGCAGAGCAAGCUGGGGGAGCUGUGGGAGGAAAUGGUCUUGAGUCCCCUGCAGCAGCGUCGGCAGAUCCGCCGCCGCAGAGUGCGCAGGCGCUACCGCGAGUCCCCUCUGUAUCUGACAGAGCACAGACGUUGCUGGAUUGAGGCCUCUGAGUCCAGUUUGGACGAGGCUAAACACUACAGGGAGAACUCUUCCUCGACCAUCGCUGCCUCUGUAGCCAACUGCAGUGACUCUGACGACUUGACUUCAACCAAUCAGUGGCACUCCGUCAUGAGAGGCCCGGCCAGGACGAGGCAGCCCUCCUGGCCAGAGUCUGACUCCUUCAGUGAGAAUAAUCCAGGACGGCCGCUCAGGAGGCGAAGGAAGGUCAAACGUAUGACCUCAGGCGUCACGGUCAGGCUAAAGCAGAAGUUAAAUGUUUCGGGUGUGGAUGGGAAACGGAGGUACAGGCCAUCUAGGAUGGAGCAACUGUCCGGUUCGAAGAAGAGGUCAGGUGGUUGGAUGGGAGCAGAAAGACAGACUGAAGGAGCCAGGCUGAUGGGAAAGGAAUGCUGGAAGAGGAAGAUGGCCAAGGAGCACAGAGAUGGUGCAGAUGAAAACAUGUCUGAAGGUGAAACCAGCAGCACAUGCAGCAGUGACCCUGGUCUUUUCACCAACGAUGAAGGAAGACAAGGCGAUGACGAGCAGAGUGACUGGUUCUUCGAGGGGGACUGUGGAGCUGGGACAGGCAUGGCAGGCUUGUUGCCCAACUGGGACUCAGACAACCAGCUUUCCCUUGAGGAUAACCGCCCAUCGCCCACCUUUCUGCAACCUGCACGGCCCUCUCAGAGAAGGUAUCAUUCACGUCUUAAACAACUGCCUGGCUCUGCUGCCUGCUGCAUCAGGAAGGAUAGGAGGAGGAUUCCCAGCAAGGGCAACAGCAUGCCAGUGUUUGUAGAGAGACUGAGACAUUUCUCCCAAGAUCCUUACCAGAGAGACUUUUGGCUGCCUUCUGUUGGAAAACGAGACCGAAGCCAGUUGAACCCUUUGUGCCCAUUACCCGUGUGUCCUAUUGACAUGGUGUCAGAGAGCUCCCAUCUCCGAUCUUCCUCUUCAAUCUGCAGAAACAGGAAGACUAACAUCACCCCAGGACUGUCAUGCACAGGACACUUCAGGAGUAGGGAAACAGAAGCUGUGUCCAUCACAACAUCAGCUAGCAACCCAUUUCAUAAGGAUCACCAGAGAGAAGAGGCACAGGGAGCCAAUAACACCUCAACCCUAGAGGCCGUGGGGGCAGCCAGUGCAGCAGGUUCCCAGUCUUUUGCUCAGCCUGAAACUUUUUCUCCAGGGGGGCCAUGAGGACACCUGAAAACUGGACAAGCACCCAAGCUUGGGAGAACAUGAAAAAAAAAAAGGAAAUCUGUUGUGCCUGAGAAAAGGCUUCAACUCCUCUUGCUGCACAAAAUUUAGGACAAAGAAAAAAUACAAAGCACAUCAUCAAAUCAGCAUGUUACUGCUAGAUCCAGUCUUUCCGGGUAGUAUACUAAGUACGGCAAAUGUUAAUGCAAUCAAGCCUCGUUAAGCCCUCCGUCAUCUCCUCAAGGAAGACGGCAGCGUCAAGAGGCUCCUCGUUUAACUCAAGCCUCGGCGGCUCCUCCUGUUUCCACACACAUAGUCUCCAGGCCACCUGCCACCAUGCAAUCCAACAAUUAUGUCCACUGUUGUAGCACAGCAUUUGUCAGCGGGAACACUGGGAGGAUGGUCAGGUGAGGCUGCGUGGCUGCUGGAGGGUGGGGGGUGGGGGGGCAGCAGCACGUAGCCAACUCUGAAACAGGAGCGCAUCAGAAUGUUUAGCUGCCACAUGCUGCUACCAGGUUCAGUGAGGCGACCACCGGUAGAGAGCCACACAAAGUACAGGCCUCCUAUUAGCAUUGAUUUGAAAAGCUACAGUUUGUACAAAGGUGCUCAUUAGCACAACACAGAGGGAGCGUAGUCGCGGUCCGUGGAGGGCCGUCUCUGUUCUCUCCAGCUUACCUUCCAUAUUCAAAUUUCCCCCAAACGUAUUUAAGUUCAAGGCCGGCUACAAAAUCUGUUUGAACAGCCUGUUUUUCAGCGGUGGUGGAUACGUUGCUUGUGGAGCUGUGCAGACGGUAGAUGAGAGCCAGCAGAGCGGGGUUGGAGGAGCUCUUGGAGACAGUAGAGGAGGGUUGUACACGGUAUUUUCACCUACCCUUGGGGUAUACAUUUCCCUGGCUCCCUCGGCAUCAGAUGCAUUAAAAGAUCAAUGGCAGCAUACAGUGAGAUCAAACACAACAGUUCUCGCCAAGCUGGUAUACAAGCAGAAAAAUGCAUUUGCUGGAGUCAAGUGAUGUGCAUUCUGCUUGACAUGAACCAUAUGGGUGAUAACUGUUAUAGGCUUUAAAACAUGAACAAAAACUCCUGCGUACAACCACAUCAUCUCUGUUGUAGUCUCAUCAGGUGUUUUGCAAUAAAACAUCAACCUGAAGGGAAACAGCAGAGUGAUUUUGGUUCUGACUAAAUAAGUUUAUUUGUUGUUAAAAAUGAGACACAUUAAAAACCCUCUUGAUGGAACAGGUACGCACUUUUGUAUAAUGAUUGCAGGAUAUCUUUUUAGUGAAAUUAACUGCAUAAUCAUCAGCCACAUAUCACAUGUCUUUUCAGACACUUUAAAGCCUUAUUUAAGAGAAGAAUCACAUUUAGUAGAAUGAGAUUUGCCAAUUAACGUGAGUUAUACGUCUGCAAUAAUCCGUCUGAGAAGGCUUUAUGUGAUCAUGUUGGCCAGGGAUGACAUUUAUAAAUGCUGUGUGUGCACACUCGUCUAAAUGGAUGCCUCACACAAGACAUCCUGCCACAGGAAUCAGUCAAAGUGUUGAGGCAGAGAGCAUCCCCAACCCCACCCCCCACCCCCACCCACCCCUCCGCCUCCCAGUCUCUCCUGCUGCAGCUUGACCAGGGAGUCCAGCAGCACUGUAGGCUCUUUCAACGUCAGGAAUACACACCUGAUUGAUAGGAACAGCACAGGUUGAGGUUCCCAAUUAGAAAAAAGAGGCUUUUGAUAAAUACAUUGAUGGCUUUUUUAAGACAUAUGCCCCUGAACACGGUGACAAGUAUUGACUGUGUAGUGUUUUAAGGAGAGCUUCUCGCCAUAGCCUUAUCCGUCAGUCUGUGUUUUGGAGCCAAGGCAUUGACAGGAGAGGAAGACACAUCAGUACAGAUGCAGUUCCAUUAGCAGGAAGAGGGAAACCCCUCACCUGCCUCUCUGGUAAUUAGCAGUCACCAUAAUGACAUCUCAGCCAGACCGUAUGCCCCAAAAUGAAUUUCCAAUGGCCAGGAAGUGGGGGAAUGGCUUCCGUGCAGCCAGUCAAUUGCCCUGUUACAGUUAAGGAAUCCAGCAGGCCGGUGCCACUCAUAUUUCAUCCCAGGUAAAGAUUACCUGUCAGGCCCAUGGGAGAUGUAUUGAUCUGUUUUCCUUUUUCCGCUAGCAAUCACCUGACAAAGGCACCUAGGAGGCAAGUGAAUGAGUGAUGCCUGGUGUGUCUGCUCCAGCAUGGUGGCUUCUAGUGUCCACUGAUGGGUGGAGAGGUGAUGAGGAAGAGGGGAGAUAAUGCAGUCAUAAACUCUGUUUGAACCUCCUCUGUAUGCAUGCAGGACAGCCCCUUUGUGCCCCAGGUCACAGGUCACUGGGGAAUUUGCCUUUUUUUUGGCUCCUUUCUUGUCAGUGACGUUUGUUCUUGCUAUGUAGUGUGUAGUGAUGACAGAAACACAUGCAAAAGAGGCUCUAUGGUUCCUGCUGACAAAUGCAUGUUUCGAGUCACCGUAGUUCAACUCACUUUGGGUUUCAAGAGUGAUCCGGUUUGAUCUGGGCGCUCUCUCACAAUGAAACCCAACCCUGUGCAGUCUAAGGGUUUCCCGUGACUGUCAGUGUGGCAGUGAUCAAUACAUUUUACAUUAUCUCAUGUUUUCUUGGCAGCUAAAAGUAUUUAUAUAUUUGCCUUGUUCAGUGGAAUGUUAGAAUUUAUAUCAUCCAUGAAGCCAUGUAUUUAAAGUGAUUGCACUGUAUAAAAUGUGAGUAUUGAGUAUUUAUGUGAUGCAUAAUUAUAGGUCCAUUAAUUGAGGAUUUAGGUCUGAAGACAUUAAAUUCAUAAAUUGAUUUUCAUGAUAGAUAGUACAGUAGAUACGUCUCCCUAAUUUUUUACUAUCAUAUUUUUUAAUUUCAUUUACAAGGAUUUAAAUAUAUCUCCCUGCUAUCAGGGCUCUUAGGCAGCUAUCCACAUUUGAUACGUGGUACAAAUAGCAUCUUAUCUCAUAGGCUGUUAUCUUUAUAUUUAAUAGAAGUGGCGGCAUGCCUAAUUGCUUUGCAAGUGAUCUAAAGAGGAUUACUUCUCCCUUAGAAAGCCUGCACGGUGUCACUAGAUGUUAGAGAGACAUUACAAUGGUAAAAUUCAAUCAAACCUGCAGUGCUGCGUUUAUGCAGUAGCUCUGUUUUCUGUGAUCGUCACUCAGUGUUAUGUCAAAAUAAUUGUCAGUAUGAGGUGGAUGCUCUGCUUUUGAAUUAACUGUAUGAACAUGAUUAUGGAAUAUUAUGGAUAAGAAGCUUUUUUAAGAAAUUGUACUUCUACUUCUGUCAUUUGUGUAUAUAUUUACUGUCUUGCCUUCUUGUCAUACAAUAGGUGAAGUUAUAAUCAUUCUAUGUCAUGAGUAUUAAAAGAAAAACUGCAGUAUAUGUUUGUUUCAAAUACUGAAUUUGUGUGCAAUAAAUUAAUUGUGGCGAUCA